AUGUGGAGAAGACUAGCCUCUUCGCACCUCAAAACCCUAGCCACCUCCAGAGGCUCCACCUCCACCUCCGUCCGAUCCACUCAUUUCGUACUCCUCAAUAGAUCGAUCAUCAAUAGAUCUCCUUCCGCGUUUCUUUGCAAUCGCUAUUUUAGCGCCGAUUCAGAGUUGUCUGGUUUUGUAGUGGAUGGGACUGUAAAGAAGAGAGUUGAGGAUGUAAUGCCUAUUGCUACUGGACAUGAGCGGGAGGAGCUUGAAGCUGAGCUUGAGGGAAAGAGAAUUCUUGAUAUAGACUAUCCCGAAGGCCCUUUUGGCACAAAGGAAGAGCCUGCUGUUGUCAAGUCCUACUAUGACAAGAGAAUAGUUGGAUGCCCUGGAGGUGAAGGAGAGGAUGAGCAUGAUGUUGUGUGGUUUUGGCUGGAGAAAGGCAAGCCUCAUGAAUGCCCAGUGUGCUCACAGUACUUUGUGCUGGAAGUCGUGGGCCCUGGAGGACCUCCAGAUGGACACGGUGAUGAAGAAGAUCAUCAUCACUAA
Molecule: messenger RNA, 531 nt
Organism: Dovyalis caffra
Lineage: Eukaryota; Viridiplantae; Streptophyta; Magnoliopsida; Malpighiales; Salicaceae
Source: the annotation of a GenBank genome assembly